AUGAUGUUCCUCUUCCCCCACGUGCUGCAAGUUGUCAGUGCUGCAGAAAGUUGUCACACAACAAACGGUCUCAUAGCGUGGUACCAACAUCCUUGCAAGCUAGACUGCAGUACCACCACAGCUCCCUUCGAUGACAGCACCGUCACAUUCUGGAACCUGUGGAUGAAGGUGACAGUUCCCUGCAUGCUAUGGGGGUUUGGAACCGCCGUUGGCGAGCUGCCCCCGUACCUUGUGUCCAAGGCAGCUCGAAUGUCUGGAUCCACCGAUGAGGAAUUCGCAAAGGAAAUGGAGGAGGCGAAGAGCAAGACUGAUGUCUUCAAUCGCAUGAAGCUGUGGACCGUGAACUUCACGGAGAAGCAUGGCUUUCUUGGCAUCUUCCUUCUAGCGUCCUGGCCCAAUGCUGCCUUCGACAUGUGUGGCAUGUGCUGUGGCUACUUACUCAUGCCCUUUUGGACCUUCUUCAUCGCCACCGCACUAGGCAAAGGCGUGGUCAAGGUCAAUGGUCAAGCUGUUGUUUUUGUCAAUCUCUUCGGGUCCACUGCCUUCCAGGUAAUGCUUACGGGUUUCGACUACCUCAACGGUCUGGUGGAGGCUGUCUCCGGCCAAAACUUCCAGAUCAGCGUGAAGGUAGCCGCUCUUCGAGCAAAGCUCCUGGCAAAAUUUAAGCAGCAGUCCAGAUUCGCCCCGGAGCACUUGUUCAGCCGCGACGACGACAAGAGACUCGUGCUGGAGGAAGUCCUGCACUUGUAUCACACAGAGGACAAGGCUCACGAAAUUGCAGACCGAGUCAUGGAGGCGUGGGACAAGAACGGUGACAAGGCACUUGAACUGUGUGAGAUUGAGUUGGCCGCUUCUCGAACAGACGGGAAAGUGUCUUUGUCGUCGCUCGACCCUGGUGCCCCCACAAGCUUUCUCAAGGUGUGCUGGGAGCUUUUCAUCGUGUGUCUCAUAUUGUACUUCGUGGUUUCCAUCAUGAACCAGAUGGCCCAAUCAAAGCAAGCCGAGUAUGACGAGGCCAAAGUCGAAGAGUUGCGGCGGAAGGGUGACAAAAAGAAGUGA
Messenger RNA from Symbiodinium sp. CCMP2592, 1059 nucleotides. The record is from the annotation of a GenBank genome assembly. Lineage: Eukaryota; Dinophyceae; Suessiales; Symbiodiniaceae.